AUGGGCGCGGAGGGGCGAGGGGCGCGGCCAGAGCUGCGGAGAGUGCUGUUUGGGGAGCUGCAGCGGUUGCGAGGCGGAUGCGAUGAUGUCAGCUGUUCUGGUGGUGGUGGUGGCAUGGGGCACGCCAGAGCGCUGGAGCACGACACGGAGUUGCAUGAUGCGAUGGCAGGGUGGGGCGAGCACACAGUGUGCGCGUGGGAUCAUGAAUGGCCCUCGUGUGACCCGAUGCACAAUGGGGGCGACGGGGCAGGGGAGGUGGGACGCGGGGUGAGGGGGCGAGGCGAGUGGGACAGCGAUGAGGAGGCAGGUGGGCGGUGGGAGGAUGCGGAUGGCGUGUUGCAGCUGAGCGCAGACGAGUACGAGGCGCUGCUGCUGGACAUGCAGACGGCGCUCUAUGAGGAUGCUGAUGAUGCCCAGCCGCCACCCCUCCCCUCGGGCCAUCGGAGCAUGGAGGAGGAGGAGGCAUACCAGCAGGGCAUGGAGGAUGCUCAGAUUUUGGCCGCACUCGCUUAUCAGCAGGAGGCGACGGUGAUCUGCCCGCUGUGCAAGGCGAGUCCCCUGCGCAUGCACGGUGGCACCAUUGAGUGCUCCUGCGGCCUCUUCUCCCUUCACACACACCACCACCACGUGAAAUUGGAGCAUCUGGCAGCGCGGCUGCAGGAGGUGACGUGGCAGCACGCCAUGGACUGCCCUGCGCUGCCCUCCUUCACGCUCCACAGGAGCCACGGCGUCACCGCCCUCCUUGCUCACUGCUCUGCAUGCCCCUUCUUUGAAAUAGUGCUGUAG
This is a messenger RNA of Closterium sp. NIES-65, 786 nucleotides long. NCBI's taxonomy places the organism in Eukaryota, Viridiplantae, Streptophyta, Zygnematophyceae, Desmidiales, Closteriaceae. The record is from the annotation of a GenBank genome assembly.